AUGAUUGACAGUACAGUACUACGAGGAGUCAGGUCUUGAACUGAGAGCGGCAAGAUGGCAGAGGAUGGCGAAUUAGCUGCUUUGCGAAAUAGGUUUAGGCAAAAAGCAGAAUUAUUAAUUCAAGGAAGUCCAGGACAAAGCGGCACAAACUAUAAUUCAGAAGAUAAAGAGAAGAAAGAAAAACCAUUGCCCAGAAUCAAUUUUCACUCUGUAUUUUGGAUAUUGGCUUCAAUUGCUUUAACCUACUACAUUGAUUUCUUUUUUAUAAUUAAAGAAGAUUUGGACAUUAAAAGGUGGUGGUUUAACAUUGGCAGUCUGUUGCUGGCUGUGAGCUUAGUUUUGGCCUUUUACUGCAUUGCCUACCUAGAUUGGUUUUGCGGUAUCCGAGAUUAUGACAAAGAAUAUCCAGCUCUGGCCCCAGUCACCACAGCUACAUUUAUUGCAGCAUCAAUAAGUUUUAAUAUAGCAUUGUGGCCUGUCUGGUCUUUCUUCACUCCAGUGAUUCUCUUUACGCAGUUCAUGGGAGUUGUAAUGUUUGUCUCGUUGCUCGGAUAAAGUUCAAAGAUUUGCUUUGAGGAGAACUGUCUGUGUAUUGAGUCGUAAACCCACAACCUAAAACUCAGAGGCAAGUGCCUUGCAGUGUGAGCUAAAUGGAAAUCUCCAUCUGUCAGCCAUGUACAGCACAUCACUGAAAACUGUGAGCAGUGCACCUUCUGGUGACAUCAGCUGAACUUUUUCUGUGUCAGCCGCCACUGUCCCCGUGCAAAAUCACCACUGCAAUAGUACAGGCUAUAUUUCUCUCUUUUAUUAUUCAUUACUGAAAGUAGUAAGUUUAAAGUCUGUGUAUACAACAUUUAGGCUUUUUGUUUGGCUCUCUAAUUGGUCUGAGUUUUUGUCUGCUAUGUUAUGUUUAUUUGUUCUCUUCAGACUGAGAUUUUAUAUGUUUUCCUUAGUUUUUGUCUGCUAUGUUAUGUUUAUUUGUUCUCGUCAGAGUGAGAUUUUAUGUUUUUCUUAAAAGAUAAAUAUAAUUUUCUUGAACUGUGGAACAUAAGACAUUGAACUUCACACAGCAAGUUUGCCUGUUCAGUUUGUGUCUGACAAGCUGUGUGACCAUGAGUAUGUCUUAACCUACUUGUGCUUCAACUGUAAAUAUAUCUAGCAAAAUAACUGUAAUAUCAUUAUUAUCUUGUAAAUCACAUUUGAUAAAGGCAACGUGCACACACGCAGUAAAAAUGUUUAAAUAUUUGCAUCAAUAUUUGUUGUUUUUAUAUCAUUGGAUAUUGUGUGGUUGUAAAAGAAUCUGUUUCAUGACAUGACAGGUCCUUUAAAUUAACAUUAACUGAAUCAGCUAAUAUUGAGAAACAUGUAGUAUAAAAUUAAAGUUUUAUUUUUCUCUGUA
Erpetoichthys calabaricus (reedfish) is the source of this 1399-nucleotide messenger RNA. RefSeq names its product transmembrane protein 128 (gene tmem128). The record is from RefSeq and is a predicted model, not a curated record. Lineage: Eukaryota; Metazoa; Chordata; Cladistia; Polypteriformes; Polypteridae. The transcript is spliced from 5 exons. The coding region runs from base 55 to 555 and encodes 166 amino acids.